Aspergillus heteromorphus CBS 117.55 is the source of this 2778-nucleotide messenger RNA. Its product is annotated as acetyl-CoA synthetase-like protein. The record is from RefSeq and is a predicted model, not a curated record. Gene Ontology annotation, biological process: biosynthetic process; secondary metabolic process. Lineage: Eukaryota; Fungi; Ascomycota; Eurotiomycetes; Eurotiales; Aspergillaceae. The coding region runs from base 1 to 2778 and encodes 925 amino acids. Gene Ontology annotation, molecular function: CoA-ligase activity. The transcript has a single exon.
AUGUCCUUCCGCAACCUUCAACACUUGCUCGAGAAGGUGGCCGCCGAGGGGGGCAGUGGCCGCAUCAUCUGCUACCCCCUGGGCAGCACCACCAGCCCCAGCUCGGCUUCCUACCCACAGCUGUUGCAGGAGGCCCGGCGUGCCAGCUGGGCCCUCCGUGCCACCGCCCCGGCCGGCAUCAGGCCCGGAUCGCCCGUCCUGCUGCAUUUCACAUCCCACUGGGACCAUAUCGUCUGGUUCUGGGCGGUGCUGCUGGCGGGCGGCGUCCCGGUCAUGUCCACGGCCCUUUCCAAUAACGAAUCCGUGCGGACCGCCCACCUGGCCCAUCUCUCCCGAACCCUCCAGGGGCCCCUGUGCCUGACCCGGGCACGCAUCCUCCCCGAGUUUGCCCACCAAGACGCCAUCCAGCCCCUGGCCAUUGAGUCGUUCGAUCUGGCCAAGGUGUCCCCCGGGGACGACACGCCCAUCAACCCCGGCCUGGCCGACACCGGGGUGAUUCUGCUCACGUCGGGCAGCACGGGCAGCGCGAAGGCUGUCUGCCUCAGCCACGGGCAGAUCCUGGCGGCCAUCGCCGGGAAGAUGGCCGUCGCACCGCUGCCGGGGAGGUGCUUCAUGAACUGGAUCAGUCUGGACCAUGUGGCCGCUAUCAUCGAGAUCCAUCUGCUGGCCAUGCUUGCCCGCGGGGACCAGGUCCACGCCCAGGGGGCAGACAUCUUGACAACGCCCACCCGAUUCCUGGACCUGAUUGACACCCACCGCGUGGCGCGGACGUUUGCGCCCAAUUUCUUCCUGGCCAAGAUCCGCACGGCCCUGGAAGGCGAGGUCACCCCGGCCCCCUCCCGCCGGUGGGAUCUCGGCUGUCUGCACUGCAUCAACUCGGGGGGGGAGGCCAACGUGACGCGGACGUGCGAAGACGUCACGGCCGUGCUGGUGCGGUACGGGGCGCCCCCGAAUGUGAUCGUGCCGGGGUUUGGCAUGACGGAGACCUGUGCGGGGGCCAUUUUUAAUAUGUGGUGCCCCGAGUAUGAUCGGGCCCAGCAGCGCGAGUUCGCCUCGCUGGGCACCUGUAUGCCGGGGAUCCAGAUGCGCAUCACCGAUGGCUCCCCGGAGAACGUCUGCGUGGCGCCGGGCGAAACGGGCAACCUGGAAGUGACGGGGCCCGCGGUCUUCAAGGGAUAUUUCAACACCCCGACGGUGACGGCCGAGUGCUUCACGAGUGAUGGCUGGUUCAAGACCGGCGACCGCGGCUUCAUCGACGCCAACGGGUAUCUCAACCUCAUGGGUCGCGCCAAAGAUACGAUCAUCGUGAACGGGGUCAAAUACGAUCCCCAUACGAUCGAGAUCGCCCUGGAUGAGGCCCGGAUUCCCGGCCUGGCGGCCAGUUUCAACUGCUGCUUCUCCUCCCUGCCCCCCGGGGGCGAGACGGAGGAGAUCUGCCUGGUGUACCUGCCCACGUACGACCCCAACGACGUCGAGGCCCGGGUGCAGACCACCGACGCCAUUGCCAACGUGGUGAUGAUGUCUGCGGGCGCGCGGCCCCGGAUCAUCCCCCUCAACGACUCCCUCCUGCAGAAGUCGGCCCUGGGGAAGCUGUCCCGCGCCCGCAUCAAGGCCAGCUACGAGCGGGGCGAGUACCAGGCCCAUCAGGAUUAUAAUGAUCAGGUCGUGAGGGAUUUCCGGCAGCGCACCCGCGAGCCACCCCGUGACGAGCUGGAGGAAACGGUCCUGGCGAUCUUCGUCGAUUCCCUCGGACUGGACGAGGAUAUCGGGGUCCUGACGCCCAUCUUCGACCUGGGGAUCACCUCCAUCGAACUGAUCAAGCUCAAGAAAGACCUGGAUGCUCGACUCAAGCUCCACGAGGAGGUUCCCAUCACCGUCCUCCUGAUGAACCAGACCGUGCGGGCCCUCAGCGAGGCUCUCCGGGAGCUGCAGGCCCCGCGCGGCUACAACCCGGUGGUGAUGCUGCAGAGCGCCGGGACCAAGACGCCGCUGUGGCUGGUGCACCCCGGGGUAGGCGAGGUGCUCGUCUUCCUCAACCUGGCCAACCUCAUCAAGGACCGCGCCGUGUACGCCCUGCGCGCGCGGGGUUUCAACCCGGGCGAGGAGCCGUUCGCCAACAUCGAGGAGGCCGUGACCAUCUACCACGCUGCCAUCAAGCAGCAGCAGCCCCGGGGGCCGUAUGCCCUCGCGGGCUACUCGUACGGGUCCAUGCUGGCGUUCGAGGUCGGGAAGGUCCUGGAACGCAACGGGGACACCGUCGGGUUUGUCGGCUCCUUCAACCUGCCGCCGCACAUCAAAGCCCGGAUGCGCCAGUUGGACUUCAAGGAGUGUCUCCUCCACCUGUCGUACUUUCUUGAUCUUAUGACCGAGGCCCGCGCGCGGGAGCUGGCCAGCGAGCUGCAGGGGGCCUCCCAGGACCAGGCGUUGGCGGUGGUGAUGCAGAACAUGGAUCCGCACCGCGCCGCGCAGCUGGCCCUGUCCAAGGCCGCGUUGCUCAAAUGGGCCACCCUCGCGUUCGGCCUGCAGAGCAUGGCCGUCGACUACGAGCCGUCCGGGUCCGUGGCCUCCCUCGAUUGCUUUUACUGCAUCCCCUUGGCGGUGGUGGCCUCGUCCAAACAGCAGUGGCUCGAGGAGCAUCUGAGUAAGUGGACCGACUUCACCCGCUCGGCGCCCCGGUUUCAUGGCGUGGACGGUGCCCACUAUACGAUGUUGUCGCCGGAGCAUGUGUUCAGCUUUCAGAAGACCCUGCGGCAGGCCCUGGAGAAUCGGGGGCUUUGA